This is a messenger RNA of Parastagonospora nodorum SN15, 1229 nucleotides long. RefSeq lists its product as hypothetical. Gene Ontology annotation, biological process: protein dephosphorylation. The transcript is spliced from 5 exons. NCBI's taxonomy places the organism in Eukaryota, Fungi, Ascomycota, Dothideomycetes, Pleosporales, Phaeosphaeriaceae. The coding region runs from base 1 to 1008 and encodes 335 amino acids. Gene Ontology annotation, molecular function: protein tyrosine/serine/threonine phosphatase activity. The record is from RefSeq and is a predicted model, not a curated record. Gene Ontology annotation, cellular component: nucleus.
AUGGCUCUCAUCGAUAAAGUGCCGGGAGACUUGCAGUUGUACAUUGGUGGUAUGUUCACUCUGAGACGACGUGAGGCGCUACAGCAAGCCAACAUCACCCACGUUGUUUCGGUGCUGCGCUUGCCACUCGAUCAAGACCUCUUCAGCCCUUUCAAGGAGCACAUGGUCGUCGAGGUCGAUGAUGUGGAUGACGAAAACCUGCUAGAGCACUUCCCGGCUACCAACCGGUUUAUCAAGGCAGGGCUGAAUGGCGGUGGCGGCGUUCUUGUCCAUUGUGCCAUGGGUAAAUCCCGAUCAGCUACCGUCGUCAUUGCUUAUUUGAUGCAAGAGCACAACAUUAGCCCUGCAGAAGCAUUGUCGCACCUGCGCCAGGCACGAUCGAUAUGCGAGCCGAACGAUGGCUUCAUGAAGCAACUAGAAUUGUAUGGCGAGAUGCAUACCCCUGAAAACGUUGAACAGUCUCCAGCCUACCAACGGUGGGUUUAUCAACGGGAGAUCGAGCUGAGCCGCGCAUGUGGCCAGGCCCCUGAAGCCGACAAGAUUCGCUUCGAGGAUGAGCACGUCGCCGAUCAGAACACUGGCUUCGAGCUCAGAUGUCGCAAGUGCAGACGGGCGCUCGCAACGUCCUCACAGUACCUGCUCAAGCACACCUCGCCCUCGACGAAAGAUGAUGAAAGCAUAGAUGCACUAGUAAUCGCUCCAACCAAAGACUGUGCCCACUACUUUCUAGAUCCCUUGUCCUGGAUGCGCCCUGAGCUAGAAGGCCGUCUCGAGUGCCCCAAAGUGCUCCACCAACGGUGGGCAAAUACGCCUGGGCAAGGAAUGCAAUGCAGCUGUGGAGAAUGGGUGGUCCCGAGGAUCAGCCUUUUGAAGGGGCGAAUCGACGAAGCAAGGGAAGUCGACCGCCGGUAUCCGACGGCCACCUGGCACAGUAAGUGGCCCUGCACAAAUCGUUGGCCAGGCGAAGCAAAAUCUAUGAGACCCGGAUCGCGGAGUUUCCGAAUUUGAGUCUAUUUUCGUGGCCAACGACUGCAUCUCACGACUCAUCGAGCUGCAGGUGGCUGUAUCUGAAGAGAUAGCUUUCGCCACUUGUCAGGUCAGGUCAAGCUGGCUGCUCAAUGUCGUCACAUCUAGAGGCGAGCCAGCAUCAUAACCCACGAUGCUCAUAGACUUUUGCUGCACGGCUUGCCUGGCCACUGACAAAAAGAAAUCAUCUUGCCUCUUUGCCA